Molecule: messenger RNA, 867 nt
Organism: Saccharomycopsis crataegensis
Lineage: Eukaryota; Fungi; Ascomycota; Saccharomycetes; Ascoideales; Saccharomycopsidaceae
Exons: 1
Coding region: 1-867 (288 amino acids)
Source: RefSeq, a predicted model, not a curated record
AUGUGGAGAUACAAUACCAGGAUAUAUAACAGCAAUAUCACUACAAGAGUCCUUGCUAGAAGUCUUCAAUUGACAAGAAAUGUCUCGGAUUCCAAUGGAGUGCGUCCAGGAAAGAGAAGAAUGACUCCUUCUCAAAAGAAGAAGCAGGCGGCGGAACUAGCCAGACUCAGUUUCACUGAUAUCUUUGAUUUCUUGUCACAUAAUACUCCAGAAGAAUUGCAUCAGCAAGAAGAUGUAGAUAUGGAUAAUGUCUUCCAGAACCCAGAGAUUUUCAAGAAAUUGACGUUCAACCAGCAAAACAUAGUGAUCGAAGAGUUGGACAGCUACAAGCUCGGGGAAUGGCCAGCCAUCCCACAAGAUGCAAAAAGAUUGAUGUAUUACGUGUCUUAUGGUAACUGGGGUCCAAGAGAAUCUUUCAAAGACCCACUUUCUCGAAAUUACGUCCCCGAAGAUAUACCGUUCACCCUUUUAAGUAUAAAGACCGCAUCGCCAACGCCAUCGACUCCAAUAACGAAGUUGAAGUCGGUGAAUUUGAUGUCAGUAACAAAGGAACGUCAGAAGCAGUUCGACAAUAAUGUGAGGAAAUUGGAUCCUGCGAGUCAGGCAGUGGUUAUAUUGGGGUUCUUGGUCUCAGUGUUAGCGUUGAUCAGAGAUAAGUUUCUGGAUAAUGUUGAAGCAGAAGAUCAAUGUCUCAUUGGUGAUUUAGUUGAGGAGCCAGAAUCUGUGGAAUGGAUCAAUGAUUUGGAAAAAAGGCUAAAUAAAUCAGAAGAGAAUGUCGGGGAAGUUGCAGCGGCAGUGAAGGAAAUAACCGAAAAUCCACAGCCAUCAAGCCAGAACAGAAAGUGGUAUUACUUGUGGUUACGAUAA